Messenger RNA from Haemorhous mexicanus (house finch), 2469 nucleotides. RefSeq lists its product as uncharacterized. Lineage: Eukaryota; Metazoa; Chordata; Aves; Passeriformes; Fringillidae. The record is from RefSeq and is a predicted model, not a curated record. The coding region runs from base 1 to 2469 and encodes 822 amino acids. The transcript is spliced from 6 exons. Gene Ontology annotation, molecular function: RNA-DNA hybrid ribonuclease activity; nucleic acid binding.
AUGAUGAAGUGGAAUGAGAUAGAUGAGACCGUGAUUGCUAUGGUGAAGAAGCUCAGGGCAUAUGCAGAUACUGUGCAUAGCCCAACACAUGCAAGAAUUGCAGCUGUGGUAACAAUGACUCCACCGCUGAGUGCUUCUGUGCUGGACAUCCUGGAGCUCCAGUACGAGCUGGAGUCCAAGGCAAUGAAGUGGUAUACCACUACUGACAUUGCUAAUGUGUUUUCCUCCAUUCCUCUGGCAGCAGAGUACAGGCCUCAGUACACCUGGAACCAAUUACCUCAGGGGUGGAAGCACAGUUCUACCAUCUGCCAUGGACUGAUCCAGGCUGCAUUGGAGAAGGGACUCCGAAGGUGGCUGGGGCGGCUCACGUCCCGAUCCACUCCACGCCGGCACCGAGGGAUUCUCGGGGAGUCAUCGGUUCGUGCCCGACCCCUGCGCCUGUCGGACGACUGUGAGGAGGAUGGAAGAGUUAAAGUAGAAGUCCCUGAGGAAGAAAUAGCCAAAUUAUUUGUGAUUAAAGAAGUAGAACCCACCCCUAUCCCUGAGGAGGUGGAACAGGCUGUGGUACCAUGGGUAUGGGAGACAGGAGUUCCGGGGAAGUCCAAAGCUGCUCAACCAGUAAUAGUGGAAUUAAAAGAAGGGGCACAACCUGUAAAUAUAAAACAGUAUCCUAUUAAACUUGAAGCCAAAGAAGGGGUCGCUCCUCUCAUAGCCCAAUUUCUAACACAAGGAAUACUGGAAGAAUGUGAAUCAGAAUACAAUACCCCUAUUUUCCCCGUAAAGAAGCCUAACGGUAAGUAUAGAUUGGUACAGGAUUUACGGGCAAUUAAUAACAUUGUUAAGGACAUUCACCCAGUGGUUGCAAAUCCAUAUACUCUGUUAACAUCUGUGUCUGAAAAAUUUAAAUGGUUUACUGUAAUUGAUUUGAAGGAUGCAUUCUUCUGCAUUCCCUUGGCAUUGCAAAGUAGGAAAUAUUUUGCCUUCGAAUGGGAAAGCCCAGACACCGGUCGUAAGAAGCAACUCACCUGGACGAGAAUUCCCCAAGGAUUUAAAAACAGUCCCUCGAUAUUUGGGAAUCAGUUGGCAAAAGAAUUGGAAGGAUGGCAGAUGACUGAGGUAAGAGACUCACCGUCCUCAUACGUGAUUUUGCAGUAUGUCAAUGAUAUUUUUCUAGCCACUGAAGAGAAAGAAUUGUGUUUGAAACUUACAAUAGCAUUGUUGAACAUGCUGGGCCAGGCUGGAUAUCGAGUAUCAAAGGAAAAAGCACAGCUAGUAAAGGAAAGUGUGAUUUACCUGGGUUGUGAAAUCAUUCAGGGUCAGAGACGGUUGGGAAUCAACCGAGUGGAGGCCAUUUGCGCCAUCCCGCUCCCGAGGAGUCAUCAAGAAUUAAGAUCUUUCUUGGGGAUGGUAGGAUGGUGUCGAUUGUGGAUUCCGAAUUUCGGGUUACUAGCAAAACCAUUGUAUGAGGCCCUGAAGGAACCACAGCUGAACUGGGACAGGUUAAGGAAGAAUGCCUUUCAGAAUUUAAAGCGAGCCCUGAAGGAGGCCCCGGCUUUAGGGCUCCCGGAUCUAAGCAAGGACUUUCAGUUGUACGUGAAUGAGAGACAAAAAUUGGCUCUGGGAGUGUUAACUCAACGGAUCGGGUCAUGGAAACGCCCGGUGGGAUACUUCUCGAAGCAGCUGGACACAGUUAGUGCUGGUUGGCCGUCGUGCUUGCGGGUGGUUGCGGCCACGGUGAUCCUCAUUCAAGAAGCCAGAAAAUUGACAAUGGGCAAGAAAAUGGAGGUAUUUGUGCCCCAUAUGGUACUGGCUGUUUUGGAACAAAAGGGGGGUCACUGGUUAUCAUCUAGCCGAAUGCUGCAGUACCAAGCAAUAUUGAGAGAGCAGGAUGAUGUAGAAUUGAAAAUAACUAAUCAUAUAAAUCCAGCAGAAUUUCUCCGCAGUGAACAGGAGGAAGGGGAAUUGGCGCAUGAUUGUGUGGAGGUUAUCGAGCAGGUAUACGCAAGUCGGAUGGAUCUUAAGGACACACCAAUGGAAGAUCCAGAUUGGGAACUGUUUACGGAUGGAUCAAGCUAUGUGGAAAAUGGUACCAGGUAUGCAGGGUAUGCCGUGGUGACUGUUCAUACGGUGGUAGAGGCAAAAGCUUUACCUCCUGGCACCUCAGCCCAGAAGGCAGAGAUAAUUGGGCUUACACGAGCCCUUAUUCUGAGUACUGGAACGAAAGUUAACAUUUGGACCGAUUCUAAAUAUGCCUUCGGGACCAAGCAGGUGAAGCCCCUAUUGUAUGGUGGGUGGUGGUCUAAGUAUGGGGAAGCCUGGCAGAUUGAUUACAUCACACUGCCUCGAACUCGCCAAGGCAAGCGCUAUGUGCUCACAAUGGUAGAAGCCAGCACAGGAUGGUUGGAGACCUCCCCUGUGCCUUACACUACUGCCUGGAACACCAUCCUGGGCCUUGAAAACUGCUGGUAA